GUAAACAGACAGAAAUGAUUGAAUUAAUUUUUUUGAACUUGAAAUGAUUGAAUUAUUGAAUCUGAAGAUGUGAACUAAGUGAUAAAGCUUCUAAAUAGUUAAAGGAAGCCCCCAGGAAUCUUGGAUAGUCAAACAAAAGCCAAUCUUCACACAAACAAACACCUCCGUGAUGACGCUUCCUCAUUCACCUAAUCUUAACUCAUGGCUCUCUUUCAAUUCCGCCAUCACACAAAAUGCACCAACGUGCGGUGCUCCGAAAAAUUCGAAGAGAAUCGUUAGAGAUUUGUCGGAAAAUGGCGGCGGCAGCCGCAAAUGCUGCUCGUGUUGUCCCAGAAGGCAUUUUCUUGGAGCAGCUGUAGGUGCAGGCUUACUGCCAACACUGCCGUCAUUUGCCUCUCACAAAGAUUCUCAAGAUUCUACGACAAUGUUGAAUAGAAUUCAUCCUCCAAGACCAGAUUGGUACGAGGAGUUGUAUGCAUCAGCUAUGGACAAAACAAUGAGAUCUUAUGAAGCAGAGAUUGCAGGUUACAAGUCAGAGCUAUUUGCUAAUUUGAGAGGAAAGGCAGAAAGGAUAGUGGAGAUUGGCGUCGGCACCGGCCCAAAUCUCAAAUAUUAUGCAGACUAUCCAGAUAUCCUUGUUUUUGGAGUUGAUCCAAACAGGAAGAUGCAGAAAUAUGCAGAGGCAGCAGCAGAGACUGCAGGCUUCCCACCCUCGAAUUUUAGGUUCAUGCAAGCAGUCGCUGAGGCUUUGCCAUUAAAAGAUGCUUCUGUCGAUGCUGUUGUUGGAACGCUUGUCCUGUGUUCUGUCAAAGAUGUUGAUCAGGCACUGCAAGAGGUGAGGAGGGUGCUCAAGCCAGGGGGGUUGUACAUAUUUGUGGAGCAUGUAGCAGCAAAAGAUGGCACACUUCUUAGAUUUGUACAAGGAAUUCUUGAUCCACUGCAGCAAACUGUUGCUGACGGGUGCCAUCUAACCCGUCACACAGCAACCAACAUUGCCACAGCCGGCUUUGCAGAUCUUGAUGUGAAUCAAGCCGUUCUAUCCACAGCCUCACUCAUAAAUCCCCACGUCUAUGGAGUUGCCUAUAAAUAGACUCACAUUUAGCACUACUUUCUAUCAUGAAAAAGCAAGUGAUCUUGUUGUAAGUUGUUAUUCUAUGGCUUACCAUGAUGCAAGGGAAUAGAUUCGAAACGCUUGUGUCGAUAUCUAACCCCAUUGUCGCUAUCUGAGAGAUGAUAGAAGGGAACAUGGGAAGAAGGAUAAUGGAGUGGUUGAAUUGACAGCUUUCGAAAUUCAAAUGUAUGUUUUUUAGCUUCUUGUCCUAGUUUUUUCCCAUGUUUCUGCUGCCAUUUUUGGGGCAGUCGUGAGAUUUCUUGUGUAUUUGUCAGCUUGUUUGUUUUGGGAUUUUGGAGAAUCCCUUUUGUAGUGAUGUUGGUAAGUAGAAUGUUCAUAGCCUGUCAGCUCCAACAUUUUAACCUGCUGAUUAAUGAUUGGAGAUAUACCAGCUAAUGGUGUGGACCAUUAUCAAAUUUAAUUUUUCAUUAUUGAGGAA
Salvia miltiorrhiza (redroot sage) is the source of this 1550-nucleotide messenger RNA. RefSeq lists its product as uncharacterized. The transcript has 6 exons. NCBI's taxonomy places the organism in Eukaryota, Viridiplantae, Streptophyta, Magnoliopsida, Lamiales, Lamiaceae. The record is from RefSeq and is a predicted model, not a curated record. The coding region runs from base 170 to 1090 and encodes 306 amino acids. Gene Ontology annotation, molecular function: S-adenosylmethionine-dependent methyltransferase activity.